Molecule: messenger RNA, 1293 nt
Organism: Penicillium canescens
Lineage: Eukaryota; Fungi; Ascomycota; Eurotiomycetes; Eurotiales; Aspergillaceae
Exons: 3
Coding region: 1-1293 (430 amino acids)
Molecular function (GO): oxidoreductase activity
Source: RefSeq, a predicted model, not a curated record
AUGACCGACACCAUGGACAACACCAUAUGGGCGUCGCAGGGGUCACCUCUAUCAGAGGCUGUCAAAACUCUCACAUCCCCGCACAAGCUCGUCACUUGCAUGCUAUGCCUCCUCCUCGCCUGGCCAGUAGUAGCAAGCACCCUACGCAACCGACGCGUACGAAACCUCAACAAACAAUAUCCCUACCCAACCCGAGCCUCAAUGUCCAAAAUGACUGACGAACACGCCUUUCAAAUCCAAAAACAAAUCGCGCAACUCGAAUUCCCAUUCAUGUUCAUAAAGUCCCUCCAAUUCGCUUUAUUCAGGACCUACGGCAUCCCGACAAUCUCAAAGCUCCUAACAAAAACAAGCCAAUUCUCUAACCCAGUAACAUCCCUAAAACGCUACACAGACACAAGCACCCUCGUCCAAGAAAUGGUCGGCAACAAUCCAACAUCCAAACGCGCUUUCCUCGGUCUCGCGCGUACCAGGUUCCUACAUCGCGGGUAUAGAGCCUCUGGCCAAAUCCUCGAAGAGGACAUGCUCUACACGCUAGGAUUAUUCGCUCUGCAACCUAUCCAGUUUAUUGACCGGUUUGAGUGGCGUUCUUUGAGUGACAUAGAACGGUGUGCUAUUGGGACUUUUUGGAAGAGUGCUGGUGAUGCUCUUGAUAUUAGUUAUGAUCCGCUGCCUUCUGGGAAGAGUGGGUUCCGUGAUGGUAUUCAGUGGAUUGAGGAGAUUGAUGAAUGGUGCGAGGAGUAUGAGGCUCGUUGUAUGGUUCCCGAUGUCAAGAAUCGCGAGAUUGCGGAUCAGACGACUGCUGUGUUGGUUUAUAUGCUGCCGACGGUGAUGCAUUCUGUGGGGUUGCAGUUUGUUUCGUUUAUGAUGGAUGAGAGAUUGAGGAGGGCUAUGCUCUACGAUCCCCCAACCCCAUUCUGGAGUACGAUCUUCUCAAUCCUCCUAACAACCCGCAAGCUAUUCCUCCGCCACCUAAUGCUCCCCAGACCACACAUCCUGCGCUAUCAAUCGUUUACCGAAGAGCCAGAUGAGUUCGAGCGGUUCUUCCUGACAAAAUGGGAAGCCGCACCGUACUACGUCAAGCCGACGCUCUGGAACCGCUGGGGCCCGACAGCGUGGUUGACCUGGGCUCUUGGAAGACCUCUCCCUGGUGAUGAAGGUGAUAAAUAUUCGCCUGCUGGGUAUAGUAUCCCGGAUCUUGGGCCGAAGGGGUUUGAGGGGAAGGGCAGGAAGGAGUUGGAGGAAUUUAUGGGUCAAAUGAAGGACUAUCGGACUGGAAAAUGUCCUUUCCAUUGA